Molecule: messenger RNA, 1788 nt
Organism: Hydatigera taeniaeformis
Lineage: Eukaryota; Metazoa; Platyhelminthes; Cestoda; Cyclophyllidea; Taeniidae
Source: the annotation of a GenBank genome assembly
AUGUCCUGCAAACAUGUGGAAAAUUUCCUCUCUGUGCGGACAAAUUUAUCUGCGGUGGACGCAAUCUUACGCUUCGUUGUGUUCCCCAUAUCUGAAAAAGCGAUAAAAUAUAAAUCUGCCCUAUCCUGCUACUAUUGCCAUGACUUUCCGGUCAGUUCUCAGAGAAAUAGGCCAAUUUCGUUGUUGGCCUGUGCUCAUUGUAUCCACUUUUCCUGCUUUACAAACCAUCAUAUUGAAGACCAUGUAAAAUCCAACCCUGACCAUAGUGUUUCCAUUUGCCUUGAUCAAGGUGAGCUUUACUGCUCCAUUUGUCACGACUUUGUCUACUGCGAACGCAUUGAGGCGGCCUACAGAAAUGCUUUGUCUUUGUAUACGAAUAAGUUUGGCGGAUCAGAACGUCCAUGGCGUCCAUCGUAUAAGGAGCUGGAGUAUGUUCCUUAUUUGAAGUCUGUUUGUCUCCCAGCAUCAGCACCACAUUCGCGGCAAACUCGGGGUCUCGUAAAUAUGGGCAACACUUGCUUUCUAAACGUUGUUGUGCAAGCUCUUACGCACACUCCAGUUUUGCGUGAUUUUUUACUCUCAGACCUUCAUCGAUGUGACAAUCCGACCCGGUCUCGUAACUGUUUGGCCUGUGAAAUGAUAAGAAUCACCCAAGAAAUUUACCGACCCGUUCUCAGUCCCUAUGUACCGAGCAAUCUCCUGCACUCAAUUUGGUUGCAUGCAAGACAUCUCGCAGGCUAUGAACAACGUGAUGCUCAUGAGUUUCUCAUUACUCUCCUUACUCUCAUUCAUUCGCAUUUGGUCGGUGAACAGGAGCCAAGAGAGGAUGAUACCGAUGAGACUCUGCAACAUCACGAUGGAAGUUCAACAACUUCUUCUACUAAACGCCGUUGGCAUGACAGCGAAAAGCUUCUGAUAGCGAGCCAUGAGGGGAGUAGGGGUAUUUCUCCCGAGUGCCUCUCCAAUUCCUCUCAACACGAGAAAAAAUUCAAGUCGUCUCCUUCCUCGUUUACAUCAAGCACGACAGGUGAAAUGGAUGAGCGAAGCGCGCCAACUUCCCCGGUUUCAACACUGUCAGAUCGCACGGAGAUCGUUACCAAUGGCACCAAUAAUGGCAAUAGUCGUGGUGCCAAUCACACCGCCACUGAUACCAACUGCGACUGCAUUGUUCACCAGGUCUUCUUUGGUGACCUUGAGUCGGUCAUCUCGUAUCGAGGCUGUGAUCAUCGGUCUUCCACAGUGGAUCCCUUUUUGGAUCUCUCCCUGGACGUCGCUCAGCGCGGCUCCACCUCCUUAGCCGCUUGUCUCUCUUCAUACUUCCGUCCAGAAGCCAUAGACGGCCUACUUUUAUGUUCUCAGUGCAACAUUAAUCGCCCUGCUGUCAAGCAGUUCUCCCUCCUUCAUCUUCCCACUGUGGUUUGUUUUUACUUAAAGCGGUGCCAUCAGGAUACGAAAAUUAACACAUCCAUCAGCUUUCCCGUAGAACUAGAUCUGACACCAUUUGUGGCUCAGCUUGCUAAUCGCAAAUCCGCCUGGCAUGAUAGGUACUCAUUGUACGCGGUUCUGAAUCACAGUGGACAGACAAAUUCAGGCCACUAUACGGCAUUCAUACGUUCUGGUCCUGGAUGUUGGUGUCUCUGUGAUGAUCAAAAGAUUGUUCCAGUAACUUUGGACCGUGUUUUGACCACCGAUGCCUAUGUCCUUCUCUACCACAAAAACUUCCUAACAUCCAAUUCUCCUUCACCGACUCCAUCCGCCAAUAACGUCGCUGCCCCUUCUGGCUCCUGA